AUGAGUGCGACAGUCAACGUCAGCUCGUCCGGGGAGUGGUCGCGCAUCCUGGGGUCGUCAACCAUCGUGGUUACUGACUUCUAUGCCGACUGGUGCGGCCCUUGCAAGAUGAUUGCACCCACCUUCGAGUCCCUAUCGACCAAGUAUUCCAAGCCCGGCAAGAUCACUUUCUGCAAGGUCAACGUCGACAACCAGCAGUCCAUCGCUCAGUCCCACGGCGUCCGAGCCAUGCCCACCUUCCUGAUCUUCCAGAACGGAUCCGUCAUCGAGACCAUCCAGGGCGCCAACCCGCCAGCCCUCACAGCCGCCGUCGACAAGGCCAUCAAGCUCGCAGGCACAAGUGCACCAGGCGCAUCGUUCAAGACACCCGGCCGGACACUCGGCGGGGAGCCGGCUCGGGCAACACCGGCACGACGCGGCGGCGGCCAGACUCUGGGCGGUGGGAGAUCGUGGAACCUCAGUUCCUUCAACAUCAUCAACUUCCUGCUCACAUUCUUUGGGCUGUACUUUGCGUCGUUGUUCUCGUUUGAUCCAUACAAAGCUGCUGAGCUAUCAGACUUCAACGUGAACAAACCCAGAGCACCUCCGGCGCCAGUCAAUGUGAAUGGCAAUAGAGUCGGAGGACAAGUCCGCCGACUCCAAGAUGUGCAACCCGAGCCUCAGUCUGAACCACAUUCCGAAGCACCACCUCCCAAACCCGAGGAUAUUGAGUUGGCUGUACGACAGGCAAAGCACGCGUUUGGAGACACCUUGCCGAAAGACUACUUGAACGACGAAGAAUAUAAGCUGUAUGAGAGACUCUACGGGGCGCCUUUACGGGAAACACAACCAGAGGAUGUUGGGAUGCCUAUUCCUAGUGGUGGGCCCAGUGACUUUCCUCUCGGCCCCGACGAGAGAAUACUUAUACGGGAGACGGUCGAUGGUCAGCUUGAGGAGGUAGUCUGCAAGACCGAACAGCUGCCAACACCACCCCCGGAAGGUGCUGAAGGGGCCCUAGAGGUUUCUCCCGAAGACGUUGACAAUCUGCAAGAACUGCCGUCGGAAGCUGGGCUAAGCUACAUCAACGCUGUGGCCAAGAGCCAGCGCGAGUACAAUGCCCUCUUGAAAUUGCAAAAGGAUUUUGAGAGCGCGAGUCUGCGCGCAGCGGAAGAGGAGGAUAUCGAAGAGGAAGAGCCGAUAGAGGAGGAGGAAGAGCAAGAGGAGGAAGAGGAGGAGGAAGAUGAAGGCGAGCCGGACGCCACAUUCUGGACCCAGUCUGACCGCGUUCACCCACACUCCAAGAUAGGCCAGUGGAGGACGAACCCUACCUCACUUCAUCUCCCGAAAGCCGAGUUUGUCGAACCGAUUGCCAAGCUACUCGAUAGGACCGACUUCAAGCAUGUCAGGGAUGCUGCAGAAAAGGCCUUUGGCGGCUCCAAGCUUCCACAGUCGGUCGCAACUCCGGCAUCAAAGAGAAACGCGGCCCAAAACUCGAUCCCCAUGGAGGCGGGCCAUCACAAAAUGACAGAGAUCGAGGCUGACGCCUACAUUGCAACCAAUCUUCCGGGCUCGUAUGCGUCAGUCAUGAGCAUUCUGGUCGAGAUUCGAAAACGCCUCGGAUCUGGUUGGAUGACGAACCUUCUGAACAGAGGCAAUGGAGACGGGCCGCGGGUGCUUGACGUCGGUGCUGGAGGGGCCGGUGUAGCUGCGUGGCAAGAAGUACUGCAGGCUGAGUGGGAGCUUUCUCGUGGCCAGGGAAAAAAGUCGACAUUGGAGCCACCGGGCAAAAAGACGGUUGUGGUGGGCUCUGAUCAGCUAAGACACCGCAUCUCCCGAUUCCUGCAGAACACAACAUUUCUCCCUCGGUUGCCUGACUACCUGCACUCCGGUGGUCACCCCGACAAGUUGGACGGCAGUAAAAGUCCUAUGCCCAGAAAGUCCUUCGAUAUCAUCGUCGCGGCUCACCAGAUGAUGCCACUAAAAGAGGGGUUCAAGCGCAAGGCGAUGCUGGAUAACUUAUGGGAAAUGCUGUCUCCGGAAGGGGGCAUCCUGAUCAUCAUGGAAAAGGGACAUCCUCGGGGCUUUGAAGCUGUGGCAGACGCCCGGUCGCGCCUAAUCAACGAGUUUGUUGAAACACCUACCUCGGAUCCUCGACCGGAGCCUAUCGAAACCGAGCAGAGGCGUGAGCGUGAGCAGGGUAUGAUUGUAGCGCCUUGCACCAACCACAAGGAAUGCCCUAUGUACCUGAAGCCUGGUCUGAGCUCCGGACGAAAGGACUUCUGUCACUUCAGCCAACGAUUUAUUCGUCCACCCUUCCUGCAGAGGGUCCUUGGGGCUACACACCGGAACCAUGAGGACAUCGACUUCAGCUUCGUCGCUGUGCAGCGAGGUGUGCAUCGAGGCGCUGAGAAGACCACUGCACCUGUGCAGAAUGGCGACAUUACCAAUGAUGCAUUCCUUGGAUACGAAGAUGCCAUGGAAGCGCCGAAUCCGCUAUCACUUCCCCGGAACAUUCUGCCACCGUUGAAGCGGCGAGGUCACGUGACACUCGACCUAUGCACGCCCGCUGGAACCAUCGAGAGGUGGACGGUACCCAAGAGCUACAGCCGACAGGCUUACCACGACGCCCGCAAGGCUCGAUGGGGCGACCUGUGGGCACUCGGAGCCAAGACCAGAGUCGUCAGGCCCGUCCGGCUAGGACGAGGCGGCGCGGUGCCCAACGAUGGUGGCGUGCGAGCCCGCGAAGCCGCACAAGGCAAGAAGCUGAGGGUUAUCAACCUGAAUGCUGAUUCGUCCGGUAUCUACAGCGCCAGCGAGAAGGUCAAAACACACGGUCCCCACGAAAGGAGAACCAGGGGUGGGAGGAAGUACAAACCCAAGGAUUUGUUGAAGGAGCUGGACUGA
Anthostomella pinea is the source of this 2883-nucleotide messenger RNA. NCBI's taxonomy places the organism in Eukaryota, Fungi, Ascomycota, Sordariomycetes, Xylariales, Xylariaceae. The record is from the annotation of a GenBank genome assembly.